CAGAAGUAGAAACUACUCACAAAAAGUUGAUUGAAAUAUUUUCUUAAAGAAGAAAUUCAACCACCGGGUACAUUCAAGAAGAGAAGAAAACCCGCUUCGUUAGUCUUAAAACUUUUUUUCGUGUCUUUUUUUCUACUUAACAAGCUAACCGGAACAAAGGACUCGCUGCUUCGAAUUACUUUGUAACUUUGGGACAAAGAGUCACUUUCACAUCAACUUAAGCUUCUGUUUCCCUUUCCUUUAUGUAUUUGGAUUUAACCCUCUACUUCAGUUGUCCUACUAUGGUCAUAAUGGAGGUCCCGACCAUCGACUGUGCGUCCCUCCGUGGCUCGUUGGAGGGCGACGUCCCAGGCUGCCUGGUACUGGACUGCCGCUCCUUCCUGUCCUUCAACUCGUCCCACAUAUCGGGCUCCACCAACGUGCGUUUCAGCACCAUAGUUCGCCGCAGAGCCAGGGGAGGAUUAGGACUUGAGCACAUUGUCCCCAAUGAGGACACCAGAAACAGGCUCCUUUCCGGGGAGUACGAGUCUGUGGUCCUGCUUGACGACCGCAGUGUGGACCUAAGCCAGGCCAAGAAAGACGGCACUUUGAUGCUUGCUGUCACCGCCUUGUGCCGUGACCCAUGUGGAGCUAGAGUUUUUAUUCUGAAAGGUGGUUUUGACACAUUUUCCGCAGAGUAUCCAGAGAUGUGUACCAAGCCCUCCCCUCCACAGGGGCUUAGUUUGCCCCUGAGCUCCAGCCAUCCUGGGAGCGCAGACCCCAGCUGUAGUCCAUGCAAUACUCCUCUGUAUGACCAGGGAGGUCCUGUAGAGAUCUUGCCUUUCCUGUACCUUGGCAGUGCUUAUCACGCUUCAAGAAAAGACAUGCUGGACAUGCUCGGUAUCACCGCUUUAAUCAACGUUUCUGCCAACUGCCCCAACCACUUUGAGGACUCCUUCCUCUACAAGAGCAUCCCUGUCGAGGACAACCACAAAGCUGAUAUCAGUUCUUGGUUCAACGAGGCAAUCGAGUUUAUCGAUUCUGUUAGAAACAAAGGAGGCCGUGUGUUUGUCCACUGUCAAGCUGGCAUCUCCCGCUCCGCCACCAUUUGCCUUGCCUACCUCAUGCGGACGAACCGUGUGAAGCUGGAUGAGGCCUUUGAGUUUGUCAAGCAGCGCCGCAGUAUCAUCUCCCCAAACUUCAGCUUCAUGGGUCAGCUCCUCCAGUUUGAGUCCCAAGUCCUGGCCUCGUCAACCUGCUCCUCAGAGGCUGGCAGCCCAGCCAUCGGCAACAAAAGCACAGUCUUCAAUUUCCCUGUCUCUAUCCCCGUACACACCUCUGCUGGUCAGCUCUCGUUCCUCCACAGUCCCAUCACCACUUCGCCCAGCUGCUGAGGACAAAGCAGGAAGAACUGACUUUAAUUUGGACUUGUACUGUAACACAAAGAUGAUAAAUGUCCAUUUAAUGGUGAUACUGGUAUCACUGGACAGAAUGGGAGCUUUUAUCUGGAGUCAUUUCAUCUGACUCUGCAGGUCAAAUCUGUGUAUGUUGACCUUGUCAUUUCAAAGGGAGAUUUCAGAAGACCAUCAGGCAGUAUUCUAGUUUAACCUCCUGAAUGUGAAAUUCACCACACAUUAAGUCCUAAAUUACUUUGGGAACGACUGAAAAAGGAAGUUGAGUUUAUUCCUGCAGAGGAAGUUUGAAGUAUUUGAAUAUUUUUCUAUUCAAAAAGACUUUUUUUCAUGAAGGCAACUGCUUUUGAUAAUCACAAUCAUUUUUUAAGCAAACAAAGAGUAGAGGGCUAACAGUUGUCUCAGGAAAGUUAACUUAUCCCCUUAAAUGUCUGCUUAGUGUUAUGUAGUGGUUAAAGAAAGCAAUCAAAGACAUGAAAGUUGCUCCUUUAUGUCGCGAACAAUGAAUGUAUCCCCAUGCUCUCAGAGCAGAUGUGGCAGAGAUCUUCAUAUUCAUUUUGAGAGUUGUAUGGGUUGCCAAAUCAAAUGCAAAAAAACCUGCCUUUCAAGACAUCAUGAAACCUUGACGAUCCUGACGCUUUGGGGAAACGGACCAUUAAAUACCUCAUGUUUCUGUACUGUGUGCUGCUGCGCUGAGACCACAGAACCCCACAACUACUAAAAAAGGGGACUCAAAGUCUUCAGCAGCUGUGUUCUGACAUAUUUAUUAAACUAAAGUAAUAUAUUUCUUUACCAUAUCUAUUUUUGCAUAUGUUUGUUGUUUUUAUACCUGAAUAAAUCUUAUUUGCUUUUGUAAA
Molecule: messenger RNA, 2248 nt
Organism: Cheilinus undulatus (humphead wrasse)
Lineage: Eukaryota; Metazoa; Chordata; Actinopteri; Labriformes; Labridae
Gene: dusp1
Product: dual specificity phosphatase 1
Exons: 4
Coding region: 243-1373 (376 amino acids)
Biological process (GO): negative regulation of p38MAPK cascade; endoderm formation; protein dephosphorylation
Cellular component (GO): cytoplasm; nucleus
Molecular function (GO): protein tyrosine/threonine phosphatase activity; MAP kinase tyrosine/serine/threonine phosphatase activity
Source: RefSeq, a predicted model, not a curated record